Messenger RNA from Paecilomyces variotii, 3714 nucleotides. RefSeq lists its product as hypothetical. The coding region runs from base 1 to 3714 and encodes 1237 amino acids. The record is from RefSeq and is a predicted model, not a curated record. Lineage: Eukaryota; Fungi; Ascomycota; Eurotiomycetes; Eurotiales; Thermoascaceae. The transcript has 4 exons.
AUGGACAUCGAGGAGAGGCCUUCUCAAACUAUACGUGAACGAAAUACGCCCCGGGCAACAUGGAAACCACUCUCUUUGCACCCUGCCCUAGUGUCGUUGAUGAUCGCUUUCACUUUGUUCAUCAUCGUAAUAUUGAUUAUGCUGCAACUGAAGAGUAACAAUGACGGGGGCAUACUUUUCUCGAAUGAUGUCACUAAUUUCCCUGUCGGACUCAACUUUCUCUAUCUAUACCUCCCAACGAUCAUCGCCGUGAUAUAUACCACACUCUGGAACUGGGUUGACCUCAAUGCAAAAACACUGGAACCGUGGUAUCAGCUGUCAAAAGAAUCGGGAUCUUUAGGCAAGAACUCUAUCAUGCUCCAAUACCCGGCGGAAUUCCUUGCGUCAGUACCUAUUGGGUCAAUGAGACGGAGACAUUGGGUGGUUUUCUGCACAUCCACUAUUUUGGUUGUUCUUUUCUGGGCGGUUACACCUGUUCAAAGUGGCAUUUUUGCUGUCAAGUCUGUCCGAAAGUCACAAAUUCAGCCAGUCAUGGCUUCGCCAGGGUUGCUUUCUCCCGAAGAACAAUCACGCGCAUUGACAAUGAAUUUCAUAAACCAGGGCUAUAGCGUGGCAUGGUAUGGCGAAAAACUCCCUGCUUUUACCACUAGGACGUAUGCUCUCCUCCCGUUUCUCCCUGCUGGCGAUGACUUAUCCGGGUCAAAUCAGACAUGGACAGGGAAUACUAUCUUAUACGACACAUACCUCGAUUGUCGGCCUCCUGUCUCUGUCACAGAUGACGAGGAUUGGUUGACCUUUGAUGAUGGGCAAGGCUGCAUUGCUCGGGAGAUUAUCUUGUCUGCCGAAGAUUAUGGCAGGCAGAAUAUAAGUGCUUAUUAUAUAGGUUACGAUGGAGAUGGUGGAACCGGCGGUGGUGUUUCAUUGAGAGGGGCCGGCUGCAAUUCCAGCUCGCUGCAUACUUUCCUCGCCGUGUGGAGUCGAACUUCAACGACACCAAAUUUCCGAAAUUCAUCAUCAUUCACAGCUUUGUUCUGUUCGACAAAAUAUUACCACCAGAGCGUAGAGGCGACAGUGCGCCUUUCGGAUCAUUCCGUUCAAAGCUUCCGUUCGCUCGCAGGAAAGGAGGAACUCUCGGAAGAUACGUUCAACUAUACCUACUUUGAACAGCUUAUUGUUACGCAGAACCUCCCCCAGAAGCCAGCGACGAGCAUAAUAGCACAGGAGGCCAUAACUGAUAGGCAGGAAUUAUCGGACGAAACAGCAUUCCAGCACCAGACUCUCCUGGACGACAGCGAUAUUCUUGGGUCAUCUGUCAUGAUUCCGUUUGCAUUAGGAAUGACAAACUCAUCUACUGAGGAACUGUUGCAGCCCUCAAUCCUCCACCAUGCAUUUGAAGCUGCUCAUCAAUUGCUCUUUGCUUUGGCAAUACAGUCCGUCAUGCGGGAUCCGUCGAACGCCCUCGGAAAUAUCUCAGGCAUUGUGGAAUCAUCGUUUGGAGCAGUGGUUAUGGUUCCACUUUUCACAUACCUAGCUAUUGGGUUCCUCUCGGUGGUUGUAAUAUUAUCCCUAUGGAUGCUCUAUGGCAACAGGAAUCGUGCUCUGAACCUCCAGGCUGGACCAGAUUCUAUUGCCUCUGUUAUUUCAGUCACUCACCAGCAAGAGGCACUGAAAUACUUCCGUGAUUCCGAUACAGACAAAAUCGAGAAAUUGACGAGGCCUGAAGAUAUUACCUUCAAAUUGAAGAUGAAAGGACAGGGGAGUCAACUCAUGGUAGCGACAUUGGCAGAGGUGGACGAGGAUUGUCCUCUCAAUUCCAGAAACACAAACAAUACUCAGCCCUGGCCGUGGGAGCUGAGGCCGCUAGGCUGCUGUUUUCUCAUAUCUGUUCUAACAGCGAGCAUAGUUGCAAUUAUAGUUAUAAAUGUACUGAUUGAGAGACAGAACGGUCUUCCGAUGCCUUCUCAAAGCGCUAUUGUUCAGCAGAUCGUGCUCAAUCUUCUCCCUACGGCCCUGGGCACCAUAUUGGAACCAUUUUGGACCGUUUUGAACAGGCUAUUGUGCAUUUUACAGCCAUUCUUUGAACUGUCAAAGGGCACAGCAAUGGCUUCGAAGUCUCUUUUGCUUGAAUAUACCUCGGUUCCUCCGCAGCUAGUUUUCCUCCGGGCUCUCAGAGCAAAGCAUUGGCUGCUGGCUACAGUCUGCGCCGUUACAGUUUCUGCGACUGUCCUAACUGUCGGUCUCAGUGGCCUUCUUGAAACGAGAAUUGUGAACCAGCAGAUUCCGAUCCGAUAUAAUUCCUUAUUCUCUCCAAAGAUAGAACCGCCAGAUUCGACGUCAGGACCUACAGGCCAAUAUGGCCAGCCAUUACAGAUCGUGCUCACAAACUUUUCAGCCGAUAUAUCCCUGCCACCGUGGACCACACCUAAAUAUUAUUUCAUACCGUACACGAUUCCUGAAGACGGAAACCAUCAAGAUACGUCUUAUACUCUUACAACAAUGGGAAUAGGCUCAGAGCUAGACUGCCAGGAGCUGAAAGAAUCGGGCUCAGAUUUAUUGUAUCGAUUUACGCUUAAUGAUUUCGCUACAGAAGCCAAUUUCACCGUCACCGAAAGGUUACCAAACGGAAGUACUGUCCGCUGCUUUUCACCAAACGGCGAAAUAGGCGACAAUGCUACAGCCCCCGCUGAAACGACACAAGUUUAUCUUCUGGGUUCACCAGAAGGCAAAAAGGGGCUCGAACUUUUCAUGCAGCCCAUUCCCAGCUAUGUUUCAGGCACAGAGGAGGAAAAUUACGCCUGUCCGCGAAUGUUUGUGGCUGGUUGGGUGAAGUCUGCUAUAUCACUCGGGUCAAAGAGUUCUCAGACCAUAUAUGGCCCAGCGAGAGAAAUGACGAGUUUGUCGGUCAGUUCAACAUUCAUGAUGUGCAAGCCUCGGUUCCAAGCCGCAAAUUUCAGCGUUACCGUCGACCACGAAGGCUAUGUCCUCGACUACACAAGAAUCAGCCCGCUUACUCAGGAUGUAGACCAGCUUCUAGCUUGGAGUAUCUGGAACGCCACGGCAUUUUUGGUAGGAGCAAUGCCUAACCCUCCCACAUGGCAUAAUGAUACGGUGGCCAAUGACUGGUUCAAUCUCCUUUUAAAAAGCUAUUACAAUUCGACAACGAUCCUCGAUCCUCGAUACCCGCUGCCAGACUUCCCGACCAUGGCCAAUCUAGUGAGCAGCGUCUACCAGGAGCUUUUCGCUGUGACCUUACAAUCCAAUCAAAAAUGGCUCGAGACGUCAACCACGGCAUCAGUAACCGGGGCAAAAAUAGCACCAGCAUCGAGGAUCUUCUUUUCUAGUACGAUGUUCAAGAUUGUCCUGGUGAUCUUGUUAGUGGACCUGGCCGUGGCUAUUUGUGUAUACGCGCGACUGCCAAAACCCUUCCUCCCAACGAUGCCAACGAGUGUCGCAGCCAUACUCUCCUUCGUAUCAGACAGCCACUUGCUGCAAGAUUUCGGCAAAGUCGAGACAAACGGGGAUCGCAUUGACAAAUACCUCGAGGAAAGAGGUCCAGUUUUCGGCUUCGGGAAGUAUAUUGGCACGGAUAGGGAAAUCCAUGUGGGAAUUGACAGUCAACCCUACCUUGUCCCACGCCAUAUUCGUCAAUCCAGGCUGCGAAGACUGACAUCGCAUUUCGAAAAGCAAACCAGCAAGGGCUCUGACCUCAUCUGA